Messenger RNA from Chrysochloris asiatica (Cape golden mole), 1101 nucleotides. RefSeq names its product ADP-ribosylhydrolase like 2 (gene ADPRS). Lineage: Eukaryota; Metazoa; Chordata; Mammalia; Afrosoricida; Chrysochloridae. Gene Ontology annotation, cellular component: mitochondrion; nucleus. The record is from RefSeq and is a predicted model, not a curated record. The transcript is spliced from 6 exons. Bases 1 to 1101 code for a protein of 366 amino acids.
AUGGCGGCGGCGGCUGUGGCGAUGACGGCGGCGGGAUGCGGAGGGGCUGGUGUAGCCCGCUCCCUUUCCCGUUUCCGAGGCUGCCUGGCUGGCGCACUGCUCGGGGACUGCGUGGGCGCCAUCUACGAGGCGUACGAUACCGUCAGCCUGACGUCAGUCCUGCGUCACGUGCAGAGCCUGGAGCCGGACCCCGGCACGCCGGGCAGCGCGCGGACAGAAGCCUUGUACUACACAGAUGACACAGCCAUGGCCCGGGCCCUGGUGCAGUCCCUGCUGGCUAAGGAGGCCUUCGACGAGGUGGACAUGGCUCACAGGUUUGCUCAGGAGUACAAGAAGGACCCUGACAGGGGGUAUGGUGCCGGAGUCAUUACUGUCUUCAAGAAGCUCCUGAGCCCCAAGUGCCGUGAUGUCUACGAGCCCGCCCGGGCCCAGUUUAACGGGAAAGGCUCCUACGGCAAUGGGGGUGCCAUGCGGGUAGCUGGCAUCUCCCUGGCCUAUGACAGUGUCCAGGAUGUGCAGAAGUUUGCCCGGCUCUCAGCCCAGCUGACACACGCCUCUUCCCUGGGCUACAACGGUGCCAUCCUGCAGGCCCUGGCUGUGCAUCUGGCUUUGCAGGGUGAAUUUUCCAGCGAGCACUUCCUUGAGCAGCUCCUGGGUCACAUGGAAGAGUUGGAAAGUGACACCCAGUCCCUCUCGGAUGCCAGGGAGUUAGGCAUGGAGGAGCGUCCAUACUGCAGCCGACUGAAGAAGAUUGGAGAGCUUCUCGAGCAGCACUCGGUGACCAGGGAGGAGGUGGUGACUGAGCUCGGGAAUGGCAUCGCUGCCUUUGAAUCUGUACCUACCGCCAUAUACUGCUUCCUGCGCUGCAUGGAGCCGGACCCUGAGAUCCCAUCUACCUUCAAUAGCCUCCAAAGGACUCUCAUCUAUUCCAUCUCACUUGGUGGGGACACAGAUACUAUUGCCACCAUGGCCGGGGCUAUUGCUGGUGCCUACUACGGGAUGGAGCAGGUGGCCGAGAGCUGGCAGCAAAGCUGUGAGGGCUAUGAGGAGACAGACCUCCUGGCGCAGAGUCUGCACCGGCUCUUCCAGAAGAGUCUGUGA